Meloidogyne enterolobii is the source of this 1908-nucleotide messenger RNA. The record is from the annotation of a GenBank genome assembly. NCBI's taxonomy places the organism in Eukaryota, Metazoa, Nematoda, Chromadorea, Rhabditida, Meloidogynidae.
UACAUCAGUUCAAGAGUUAUAGUGGAUAAGCUAAAGCAUGUUUCUUCUCCACUACCUCACGUUCCCCCACCAAUUAAAAUUAAAAAAAAAUUCCAGGCACUUUCCGGCCUAGUCUCUGCAAUCCUAUACAUCAUUUUCGACAUUGCGGUUUUCAGAAGAGUGGGUAAUUCUCGAUUUAACUAAAAGAAAUUUAAUUUUUGAAUUUUAAAAAUAGAGAGAUUCAUUAAAAUGUGGACUACGCGCAAUGCCUAUAUUCUACUUUUGCGUGUUUUAUUUUAAUACGUUUAUGGUUGUGUACCAUGGAUCUAAAUGGAUUGGAUUGGACACUACUCCCUUCUGGCUUGCUUUAUUAAUCAGCCUUGGUGUUGCUUCAUUGGCUUCCAUGAGUUUUCAAUUUAUAUUUCGGCCAUUUAUCUUGAAGUGGGUACGACGAGGAGAUUCUUCUGAAGAAAAGAAUGGGGGUCUAAGACGCUUCUGGUUUUUGCCUAAUAGAACGCGUAGGGAUGACCCGAAGACUCUACGCUUGUUUAGCGCCAUUCAAGUUUUUACUGGGUGCUUUACUGGAUUUUCGCAUGGAUCUAAAGAUAUUCCUAAUACUAUUGCUCCUUUGGCCACUCUCAUUGCCGUAUUCUCUACAGCUAAAGUUCCUUCACCCGGCGAGACCCCUUUAUGGAUUCUUUGUUAUGGUUCUUUUGCCGCCUGUAUCGGAUUUUGGAUGUUAGGUCAUCGUGUGAUAAAAACUGUUGGGAAAGAAUUUACAGAAAUUAAUUCUUUUUGCGGGUUUACUGUCGAAUUGGGUGCCGCAAUAACUGUUUUGUGUGCAGCAAAGAUUGGCAUUCCUGUAUCAAUGACUAUUUGUAUUGUUGGCAGUAUAGUCGCUGUAGGAGCUGUCCGCGGAUCUGUCCCUGUUAACUGGCAACUUUUUCGAAAAGCUUUUUUGGCUUGGAUAUGUACAUUCCCGUUAUCUGGAGUAUUUUCUGGUUGUAUUAUGUUUGGAUUAAAAUAUUUUUUUCUUUCGAAAUAAAUUUAUUUUUUUUUAAUUUUUUUACUCUUUCAUAAAAAAUUUUUUUUUAAUUUUUAAUUUUAACCCUACGAAAAAAUAAAAAUAUAUUUUUUAAAAUAAUUUUAUGCCAAAUUUUAUAUACUACUUCAUAUAAUAAGAAAAAAGGCCAAUUGUUAUAGAUAAAUUUGCGACUUAACGAUAAUUUAAAAAAUAUCGCAGGAAAGUUAAUCGCAAAUUUUUAAAAAAAAUUAAUUCAGGAGCAGUGUUUGGAAACUUGUAACAAAAUCCCAUUAAAUGUUUGUGGGGGAGGGAGGGGGGUGUCCAUCUUUACAAAUUCUUUCACAGACACCGACAGCUUUAUUUUUGGUGUCUUCUAGUUAAAAUAGUAUCUUCUUUUUUGUCAUCUAAAGAAUUAUCACCCUUUUCUUCCGGAAAAAUUGAACCAUACACAUCUCUAAUGUUAUUUGCAAAAACAACCAAGAUUCCACAUUUUUGUUCUUCUGUUAGUUUUUCGUAUUCUUUCUUCAUUUUCAUAGGGAGAAGGAUUCGAGCCUUUCCCAUAUCCGCAGGAUGCGGCAGCGCAAGGAAAAACUAGAUUAAUUCUUCCCUCUUCUGUGGAGGGAAGAUUCUUAAAAAAGCCUAUUCCAGCUGGUGAUUUAUUUUAUUUUGGGGUUAAUUUUGGUGGGGUUUAAGUGAGGGAGGGGGAAUGGGGGUGGAGUACAUAAAACACAAAAAUUUUUUUAAAAAUAUUUGCACAAUGUUGAAUUUAUUUAGAUCUUGUCACCACUGGCUCAAUUCAGCAGGACGGAACGAUGGGAAGGGCCUUCCGUGGAAAGUGCAGGCCGCCGCGGCAUUGAGAAAGAAGAGAAUUCUACUUCCAUCCAGUAUGAGGGAGGAUUUUGAAG